UAUUACAGAAUUGCUUUUCGAAACCAUUUGUUCAUAGCUCUCGUCUCGUCUCUCUCCCGCCCAAUGUGCCCCACUAUCGUCAAUUGAAUUUCUAGGGCUUCUUCUCGGUUUCUAGGGCGAUUAUAGCGAUUCGGUUUCUUGAAAUUCGAGUUUCGAUGGUCAAUCAUAGCGACGCCGAAGUUUACUCCUCCGAUUCGAAGUCUCCUUCAGCUUCUUCGGAUCAUAGGUUUGAGGUUAAUGAGGUUCACGAUACAGAGCCGAUUGAUGAUGAUAGCUCCUUACACGAAAUCCCAUUUCAUAAUCUCUACAACGAUACGGAGCUCGUAGAUAACUGUGAAACACUGGACCACGAAUUCGAGGAAGUGGUGGAUGAUAGCGAGGAUGACGACGAAGGAGGAGGAGGAGGAGGAAAAGGAAGUGUUGAUUCUUCUAAGCCGAGAUGUGUGGUGGAGAGAAUCCUCGAAGCUCCUGAUACACUUUUGGAGUCUGAUGGAUCCAAUGACCAUGAAUGUCAGACAGAUCAAAAUCUUAUCGUUAACGGUUUCCAAGGCUCUUCGAGGAUUACUGCUGGUGAUAGUAGUGGUCAAGGGCUGGAUUAUUUGGAUUCUCAGGAACCAGGGGAUGCAACACAAGCGGAAGCUCUUGGUUUUGUGGACCAGUUUUUGAUGGAUAAAGAUCUAGAUUUCUCACCAGUGAGUCUUCCGGAAACUAGUCUGAGAAGGAAGUCGCCUCCUUUCUCAGGUGCAAAAGGACGUCAAUCUCUGGCCAAGAGAAUCAAGACAAUCAGUCCAAUCAAGAAAAUGAGUGUCUUUGAUUGGGACUGUGAAGAUCAGUGUGAUGUGAGUGACCCUCUAGCCGUUGGUGCAAAUGUUACAUGCUUCAAGAAAAGGGAAGAUCCUGUUAAAGAUGAUGAUCCUUGUGAGAAUAGAAAAGUCUCAACUCAUCCCACUAGAAGAUCUAUGAGGAACGAUUCUGCUAACUAUAACAAGAUAGGACGACCAUCAGGUUUGAGUAACGACAUUAUGUUAAUCUCGCAGAUGGAUGCUCAGUUGCAGGAUAAAGCGUCAAAAGAGCACUUCGAACCUGAGGAAGAUUUUGUUGAUGUUGGUAUUAACACUCAGAUUGCUGCUGAAGCCAUGAGUGCUUUACUGUUUGCUCCCUGCACUACAGAAGAAGCUAGUGAAUCAGAAAUGAGGGAACAAGUCAGUAAUCUCUCCGGAAGGAACAAUGAUACCAUUGAGGGUAGUGCUCCAACCAAGAAAGGAAACUCUAAGAAGAAGAGGAAAUUUAGUAUGAAAGAGAGAACCGGUACAAACGCAUCUGCUAUAACGUGUCUUCUCAACUCAUGUGAAUGGAGGCAUCCCAGGGCCAAAAGAUCACGUCUUACCCAAAGGCAUCACGUUCCACCUAGGAAAUCUUGGGGUGCUAGCUCAGAUAAAGACAGAAGCGAAACGAAGACUCUGUCAAGUAGGUUACGAGUAUCAUUAAGUGGGACAAGACAAGCCUCUUCUUGCCAAUCAGGUGUCAAUUUGGAUGUCGCAAACCAUGCAUCUCCAAGGAAAAUAUACGGCAGAAGUCAUCAAAGCUCUCGUGAUAAAGAUUUGCCUAAGCCAUUUCUUCCGAAGGAGAUCAAAAAGCUUGGAGGAUCAGGAAACGAAGGUGAUUUCAUGUGGAAAGACUUGAGGAGACGAAGAAACUUGACACAUGUUCGAGUCUUAUUCAGCAAUAAUUUGGAUGAUGAAACAAUCAAGCAGCAGAAGAAGAUUAUGGGCCGAUUGGGAAUUACUCCGGCAGCUUCCUCUGCAGAGUCAACACACUUCAUAGCUGAAAGGUUUUGUCGGACAAGGAAUAUGUUGGAAGCCAUAGCUCUUGGUAAACCUGUUGUUACACCUCUAUGGCUGGAGAGCUGUGGACAAACAAGAUGCUUGUUAGAUGAGAAGAAUUACAUCUUAAAAGAUAGCAAAAAGGAAAAGGAAGGGUUUUCCAUGCGUACAUCUUUGGCCCGUGCAAAGCAGCACCCCCUUCUUAAGGGAUUAAAAGUCUGCAUAACUCCCAACAUUAAACCGGACAUAGGUAUGAUUGCUCACUUAGUGAGGUUGACACAAGGGCAGGUAGUGGAGAUAAAUGAAAUAAUUGCUGCAGCGGAUAGAGAAAUUCCAGAUGAUCUAUUGAUUCUUUCUUGCGUAGACGAUAGAAAAUUAUGUCUACCUUUCAUUGAUAAAGGAGCUGAAAUCUACACCGCAGAGCUUUUGCUGAAUGGAAUCGUGAUUCAGAAACUGGAAUAUGACAGGCAUUGUCUCUUCUAAAAGGAACCAAAGAAACACAAAUUUUGCAGCAACCCGUACGGAUAUACUGGAGAUUCAGCACCAGGGUUCGGAUUGUUGAAGCCAACACUUGGUGGAGCAGCAGCAGCUGGAUUUGUAUGAUAAGGAGGAGGAGGAGGAAGUCCAGUGUAAUUGGGAGGUGGCGCACCACCUUGACCUGGUAUUGGAGCCAA
This is a messenger RNA of Raphanus sativus (radish), 2497 nucleotides long. RefSeq lists its product as uncharacterized. The transcript is spliced from 9 exons. The coding region runs from base 156 to 2306 and encodes 716 amino acids. Lineage: Eukaryota; Viridiplantae; Streptophyta; Magnoliopsida; Brassicales; Brassicaceae. The record is from RefSeq and is a predicted model, not a curated record.